AAAACAUGCAAACCGAGGCUCAAAUUGAAGAAAAAGACCAACCCAGGCCCCUAUUUGGAAAUCGACAUUUAACCAAUGAAACAAAUGUUUUCCAGCACAAUGCCUGGUACGAAAUCAAUUAUUAAACAUUUAAUUGGCCAAUCAAAAAGAUUUUGCCAUCAAAAGAAACCAAAAUAUGGUACAAGAUAUCUCAAAGAUAAAAAAGAAGUAUUUAACUUCAAUGCAUGGGAUGAUGUACAGUGGGACGAAGCUCAAGAACAAGAAGCCUUGAAGAAGGUGCAGCAAAAUAGCACCAUCAAAUUCUCAGAGCAACAAAUCCUGGAAUACAAUCAAGGAGCUAACAAAUUCUGGGACUCUUUCUAUGAUGUGCAUGACAAUAAAUUUUUCAAGGACCGCCACUGGUUGUUUACAGAAUUUCCAGAACUUUUAAGCACCAACAACGAAAGUUUUAGCAUAUUUGAAUUAGGUUGUGGGGUUGGCAAUACAAUAUUUCCAAUAUUACAAUUAAACCAAAAUCCCUUGCUAAGAGUAUUUGGUUGCGAUUUUUCCCAAAAAGCAAUCAAAAUCCUACAGGAAUCGGCAACAUUUGACCAAACAAGAUGUAAAGUAUUUGUCCUUGAUAUAACUCAAGACUUGUGGGAUAAUGCAAAUUUAGCUGAAAACAGCUUAGAUAUUAUUGUAAUGAUUUUUGUAUUAUCUGCUGUCAAUCCGGACAAAUAUAAAACAAUAAUUGGGAAUUGUUUUAAGUAUUUGAAACCUGGAGGGUUGAUUUUGUUUAGGGACUAUGGCAGAUAUGAUUUGGCACAGUUGAGGUUUAAACCUGGAAGGUCUGCAGGGGAGAAUUUUUAUGUCAGAGGCGAUGGGACUCAGGUUUAUUUUUUUACACAAGAAGAAAUUAAAAUUCUUUUUGAACAAGGUGGUUUCCUCGAAGAAGAAAACAGGGCAGAUAGACGCUUGCAAGUAAACAGAGGCAGAUUAUUGAAAAUGUACAGGGUAUGGAUACAGGCAAAAUACAAAAAACCCAAUUUAUAAAUAAAAAACAAACAUAUUAUUCUUUAUUAUUUGUCUUUUUUAAAUGUUUACCUUUAUUCCUCUUCUUGCCAAACUUCUGUCUCACCUGUUCCUUGGCCUUUUUAGCCUUGAAGGAUUUUUUGAUUUGUUUUUGCCUCUCAAUUUGGCUCUUUUUUUGGAAAACUUUACUCUUUUUGACAUUUUUAGUUGCCCGCUUUUUCAGCUCUUUUUUAACUUGUUUUUCUGUCUCAAACUUUCUCUUUUCUUGUACUUUUUUCAUUUCUUGUUUUUCAACUUUUGGCUUCAAUUCCAUGCCAGGCAUUUCCUCAAUUUCUUCUUCAACUACCUCUUCUUCUGAUUCAUCUGAUUCAUAUUUAGGCUGAUUCGCCCCAAUCCAAUUGCUUUGCUUGGCAAUAUCGUUGGCGGAUAUUUCUUGGAUUUUUACAGUGACAUCAUCUUCUUCGUACUCUUUGCUUUGAAAUUGUGCUAGUUCUGGGAUGUCACGGUGAGAGACCACAAGCUUUUUGUAAGACUCUUUGGCUUCAGCUUUGAGGCGUUUUCGUUCCUCUUUCAAUUCCUUUUCGAGUUCUUCUUGGGCCUGCUUUUUGCGUUGGAGUUUCCUUUUGCGAAAACCUGUCAAGA
Ceutorhynchus assimilis (cabbage seed weevil) is the source of this 1653-nucleotide messenger RNA. Lineage: Eukaryota; Metazoa; Arthropoda; Insecta; Coleoptera; Curculionidae. The record is from the annotation of a GenBank genome assembly.